GUGUGUACCAAAGUAUCAGAGAAAUACAGCGCGGGAUUGUCAUCAUUACGCAUGCGUUUUAAUUAAUGCGUGCGAGGGGCGUGAAUUGUCCCUCCUUCCCUAAUUAAAGGCCAUCAGUAACCGCCUGCUCAUUUGCUAUUGUCUAUUCCCAGGAGGCAAGUACAAGCAAUUAUCCCCGUGCACAGUCGUGGGUUACCAGGUCGAUUGCCGCCAGUCAUUCACUCAUUGAUAGUUUUUGCGCCCAUCUGCAAUCAGCUGAUUUCACUCAACUGCUACAAACGCUUGAUUAUCGAGCACAGACUGCUAUCGUGAUGAAUGAAUCCGCUGUUGAGGUGAGCAUCAAUCGUUUACUCGAGACUGACGACGCGGGACAGGCGUGUGAACGACACGAGUCGAGGCCCGUCUUCUACUACGUCUUCCACGAUUAUUUCAAUCUCGCUGGAGUUGUGCACCAGUUGACGCGGCUGUCGAGUGUUGACGAGAGGGAGCUGGCGCGUCAGAGAAGCUCCAGUUCGGACAUGGGUUCAUCAACGCCUCUUUCAGCAGGAACACCCACCGACGAGACUUCUCGUUACUCGCCAUUCAAUAGCGAGGAUCCGUUUGUCUACUAUGACGGCCCGUCGACGGGUACUUCAGGUCGUGUCGUGACCAAUGGGAUUGCGCACAAUUUGCGCCAACGGUUCAAGAUCAUUGUCGCGAUGGGACGCGCUGCACAGCGCCAGGUCUGUGUAUUCUGCAGGAAUAACGGCGAGAGCGAGUCUGUCUACGCCACGCACAGCAUCAAAGCGUCAGACGGUCGCAUCACUUGUCCAGUGCUGAGAGCCUACACGUGCCCGAUAUGCGGCGCGCACGGCGACGAGGCGCACACUAUCAAGUACUGCCCGCGAAAUCUCGAAGCGGGAGAGUUCAGUCGCAGCGUCGCACGACCGCACGGCCGUCUGCGCAACGCUACCGGCCGACGCAAGUGAUUUCAGCAAUUCUCAACAGAGCAGCAGCACUACAUCGUAUUUACUAUUUACUUCGAAUUUAUGAUUCCUUUUAUUUUACGCGUAAUGAAUCGUUUCGAUUCCGUCGACCGUUUUCUCGGUUUUUUCGUUCGAAUCAACUCUAUAUUUCUAUUGAUUGCUGCUGUUACUGCCACCACUAUCAAUGACAGCGAGUGAUUGCGGUUUGAAUUGAUUCAGAGCUACUGUACUACCUUUUUUCCUCUCUCUCUUUACAGUAAAAUGUUGGACAGAUUGCUAACUAGCCAUGACAUAUAUAAUGACAGUAUUUAGUAUCUUAGCCGCUCUGCUGUUUGACAUACGUUUUAUUCGAAUGAAUUCAAUAUCACAGUAUUGGAGGUUGUCACCCACACCAACUGCCUCUUUGUCUGCAACCCCAUCUCGCGCACACACAUUCACUACCAUCCAUCCAUCCCUCUGUGUACACUUCACACACUCUGCAGCUCUGGAGUCGCAAGCGACUGCGUUGCGGCGCUUCUCGUGCUGAUUAUCUUACAUCUCAGACGCCAUUCUUACCGUGCUUUCACAGGCUGUUAGCUAUUUAGUGACGAACAUUGCUUGGACGUUUCCGGUCGCACGUUGAAAGUGUCGCGAAUUGUUUGUCGAGGUGUUAACGCAAUUAUCACGUUCGCUUAGGCUCCCGCUGAGCGGAGCGGAGCAGCUGGUUGUUGGUGUCUAGAGAGUUGCGAGUGUUUGUACUUGGUCUUGGCUGUUGACAACUGUAGACAUGUUGAUCACAGACAUGCCGGCUUUCAGAGUUUGGUGUGACGUACGUAAUAUCACUACAGUAAAUAAAUGUAAUGUGCUUGUGUCAUGUUUUAUUUGGCUUACCUGAGAUAGACAAAGACAGAGAGAAAUAGGCAGAC
Corticium candelabrum is the source of this 1870-nucleotide messenger RNA. Its product is annotated as nanos homolog 1-like. NCBI's taxonomy places the organism in Eukaryota, Metazoa, Porifera, Homoscleromorpha, Homosclerophorida, Plakinidae. The transcript has 2 exons. The coding region runs from base 312 to 968 and encodes 218 amino acids. Gene Ontology annotation, cellular component: perinuclear region of cytoplasm. Gene Ontology annotation, biological process: oogenesis; negative regulation of translation. Gene Ontology annotation, molecular function: mRNA binding; zinc ion binding. The record is from RefSeq and is a predicted model, not a curated record.